Messenger RNA from Cylas formicarius (sweet potato weevil), 1852 nucleotides. RefSeq names its product protein GPR107. The record is from RefSeq and is a predicted model, not a curated record. The transcript is spliced from 6 exons. The coding region runs from base 130 to 1716 and encodes 528 amino acids. NCBI's taxonomy places the organism in Eukaryota, Metazoa, Arthropoda, Insecta, Coleoptera, Brentidae. Gene Ontology annotation, biological process: transport. Gene Ontology annotation, cellular component: Golgi apparatus; membrane.
GACAUAAAUAAAGGAAGAAAUUUUUCUGACGUCAAAGCUAAAAACAUUGCAUUAAUAACAAAUUUUGCUCUAUCCAAAGGGUAUAUGCUCUGUCUUUAAUAGUUAAUAUUUGAAUUUGGAUAUGAAAAUAUGAAGACUGACUUCCAAAGUAUUAUUUACUUACUGUGUUUUUUAACUAGUUCUUUCGCAAGAAAACACAAUCUAAAAAUUACGAAUGAUGCCAGAAAAUUCAUUGCUCUCAGUACUUUUGGUUUCUACCAGGGAGGCACUCUGGAAGUCACAUUAUCGAACUUUCAUGCCACACCGAUGAACGAAUCAUCUUUAUUUGGUUUUAGUUUGGACCGCACAGUCAAUGAUGGCAUGAAUCCAUAUUUUGAUAAUCAUCAGGAUGCGUGCAUUCUGGAAAAGAACAUAACUGAUUAUAAUAGCAAUGAGGACUUCAUUUACUUGAUUAUGGAUCUGAAAAAUAAACGAUUGCAAGUAAAAUGCUCCUCUCAUCAGAAUAGAGUGCUUCAUAUUUAUAAAAGCUCUGAUGAGAAAAAAACUUUGUCCUCGGAAAAUUCUUGUAGAGACAUGCAUUUUGACAUUUUUCCAUUUGAAAUAAAUGGGAAAACUGCGUAUAACACCUCUUUUAUGAUGUCAGUGGAAACUUUAAGGGAACAAGGUUUGUACAAUCUGUACUUCCACAGUUGCCCAAACUACAAUCCAUCCACAGAGACUGUGGUUGAUUUCGAAGUGAAAAUCACAGAGCUCAAUACUGGUGACAAUUACUUGUCAGCUGGCGAGAUGCCAUUACCAGCCUUGUAUUGCAUGAUGGCCAUGUUGUUUUUCCUGUCUGGCAUGUUCUGGGUGUUUCUCUUACGCCAGAGUCGGCAUCCCGUCUUCAAAAUCCAUUACAUGAUGUCCGUGCUGGUGUUCCUCAAGGCCGUCUCACUGGCCUUCCAUGGCCUGAAUUACCAUUACAUUGAGAGAUUGGGUUUCCACGUCACACCUUUCGCCAUUCUGUUCUAUGUUGCCCAUUUGCUGAAAGGUGCAUUACUUUUUGUCGUUUUGGUACUCAUAGGCACUGGUUGGAUGUUUAUCAAGCAUGUGCUAACUUCUAGGGAUAAGAAGCUGUUCAUGAUUGUCAUUCCCCUUCAAGUUUUGGCAAAUGUCGCCGAAAUUAUUCUAGAGGAAAGCGAGGAGGGUGCCAGGGAGUACUUGGCGUGGAGAAACGUGGUCAUCCUAGUGGAUUUGCUGUGCUGCGGUUGCAUCCUGUUCCCAGUAGUUUGGUCUAUCAGACAUUUGCAGGAAGCAUCUCAAACCGACGGCAAAGCGGCCAUGAAUUUAAAGAAACUGAAAUUAUUUCGCCACUUCUACGUUAUGGUCGUGUGUUACAUCUAUUCCACUCGAAUCAUAGUCUAUCUACUCAAGAUUACGGUGCCUUUCCAGUACGGGUGGUUGCACGAGAUGUUUAGAGAAAUGGCCACCUAUGUGUUCUUCGUACUUACCGCUUACAAGUUUAGGCCGGCCUCUCAGAAUCCCUACUUUACCUUCAGCGACGAUGAAGAUGAAGACGUGGAUGAGGUGCUGACCGAAUCCGGCGCAACGGAGGGUUUAAAGAAAGUAAACUCGAGAUUAGUGAAAGUUCCCUUACAUCAGACUUUAACCGAAGUGACCGAAGAAGAAAAAGACGCCCUCCUUGGCCAGAGCGAGAGCAGCCACGAUUACGAUUAGCGCUUUAGUUCAUGUGAAUUACUUUUAUUUAUUUAGUGUUCGUGCUGUGAUAGGGAUUUCAUGCGUCAUUACACACUCCAGGGCUCAACUUAUUUAAGUGUAUUUCAACAUGAUUUUCAUUCAAAUAAAAUAUGAA